AUGGAUGAAAGAAAAAGAAAAGUAUCAUUGCGAAUAUGGAUAUUGAUUAUUGCACCUACAACUGUUUUUAUAACAUUCAUCUUUUUGUGCUACUAUCUGAUCAAGAGAAAACCAAAAAAGAGCAAUAAGAGUCUGAAAAAGAGCAAUAAGACUCUCCUAAGAGAAAAUUUUGGUAAAGAAAGUCUCACUUUAGAGCCCCUACAAUUCAAAUUGGCUACACUUAAAGCAGCAACCAACAAUUUUUCAGAUGAAAAUAGGAUUGGCAAAGGAGGAUUUGGAGAAGUUUAUAAGGGAAUUCUUUUUGAUGGACAACGCGUAGCAGUAAAAAGGCUCUCAAAAAAUUCUACCCAAGGUGCAAAGGAGUUUAAAAAUGAAGUUUCAGUUAUAGCUAAACUUCAACAUAGAAAUCUCGUGACAUUUGUUGGUUUCUGUCUUGAAAAGCAAACUAAAAUUCUUAUAUAUGAAUAUGUACCGAACAAGAGUCUGGACUACUUUUUAUUUGAUUCUCAAUUAUCAAAAUUAUUAAGUUGGACUGAACGUUAUAAUAUUAUCAAAGGAAUUGCUCAAGGAAUCUUUUAUUUACACGAACUUUCUCGGCUCAAAGUUAUACAUCGUGAUCUCAAACCAAGUAAUGUUUUGUUAGAUGAAAAUAUGAUUCCAAAAAUUUCAGAUUUUGGUCUAGCUAGAAUCGUUGAAAUAAAUCAAGAUCAAGUCAAUACAAAUAAAAUUGUUGGGACAUUUGGAUAUAUACCUCCAGAAUAUGCAAUGUUUGGACAAUUUUCAGAAAAGUUAGAUGUUUUUAGUUUUGGAGUCAUGGUUCUAGAAAUUAUUACUGGAAAAAAGAAUUUGAGUUCUCACGAACCACAUGUUCAUGAAGGUCUCUUAAGUUAUGUAUGGAGACAAUGGAGGGACCAAACAUGGUUAGACAUAUUAGAUCCAAAUAUCAAAGAAAAUUAUUCAGAAUUUGAGGUUACUAAGUGUAUUCAAAUUGGUUUAUUAUGCGUUCAACAAAAUCCUGAUGUCAGACCUACAAUGACAAAUGUUCUAUCAUACAUUAGUAGUUAUUUCAAUGAACUACCAAGUUCACAAGAACCAGCAUUUUUCUUAAAUGAAAGGACGAAUCCAACAAUAUUUGCUCAGAAAUCAAAUAUUAAUGAACCUAUCAACAACUGUAUUUCAUUCUCUACUAAUAAAAUGUCUGUUAGUGAAUUUUUACCUCGAUAGUAAUUUAUUU
This is a messenger RNA of Vigna umbellata (rice bean), 1234 nucleotides long. The record is from RefSeq and is a predicted model, not a curated record. Lineage: Eukaryota; Viridiplantae; Streptophyta; Magnoliopsida; Fabales; Fabaceae.